Molecule: messenger RNA, 848 nt
Organism: Rubroshorea leprosula
Lineage: Eukaryota; Viridiplantae; Streptophyta; Magnoliopsida; Malvales; Dipterocarpaceae
Source: the annotation of a GenBank genome assembly
UCCAGAUUUUUUUUUUCAUAGAGGUUAUUCCAGUUUAUUGCAAUGAAUUUUUCCUUCCCCAUUAAUAAAUCUCUAUGAUGUCAUUCCUUUCCAGUCAUAUUAGGCAUGUCAUUUCUUGGUUUAUUUAUGCAUUUCAGGUAGCAGCAUUGAUUCUAGAAAACACUUUCACAUCUAUUCUGGACAUGGCUGGAGUUAAGUUGCCUUUCCUGAAGUGGUUUAUUGGAGGCCCUGGGUCGAAAGGUCCUAAAAUUCUGAAUUUUCUCGUUCGCUCUCCGUGGAGUACCAUUGCCAUUGUUGGCCAGGUAGAGUUAAUUAGAAACCCUUGCUUUUGCUUUGUAGAACCAUUUUUAGCAGGAUAUUGUGAUGAAUAUGGCUGAAUGAAACUUCUCACCAACUGGUGGCAAUAGGAUCAAUAUAGUCCCCCGUUAUUGGUUUGCAUAGAAGCUUGCAAACCUUUGAGAAAUUUGCAAGUUAAUCAUGGAGGAAAAGGAUUUCUGAGAUUAAUAAGUAGCUGUCUGGAUAUUCAUUAUUCUGUUUAAUGUAUAUUACCCUAAUAAAGUUAAGGCAUAUUGUAUUGUAUGAUCAUGAUUCACUCUGCGCCUAUUCUUAUUUUUUAAUUUACCAAAUUCCAUUGGCAACCUAGCUUUAUCAGAUUUUCUUAGUACAUUUAUUAUUUCUUGACAAGCCACUGGAGCUUUUGUUUUACCUUCUUCUGUUCUUCCCCUCGUGUUACAUCAGUUAGAUAUUCUCGUCCUAACUUUAGAAUUUGAUGUCUCAUUCCUGAUUACUCCUUGUGGUUUUAUUAACUGCAGAUUGAGCAGCCAAUUCUUUUUCUGUCUGGAUUACAA